GUCGAUUAAAGGUCAAUUACAGACAUUGUGGAGGUAAGUAGUACGUCGCCAUUGGCUUCAAAUUGUACGACUUCGAUUCUCACAAACACAUGGAGUUUAGGUCUAGCUGCAAGAAAUUCAGUGUCUACCCACGGAAAAGAUGUACCGACUACUCCCUAAUGUGGCUUUGUUUCUGAUUGCGAUUGUGUUUGCAGCACAAGAUGGUGGCGCGAGUGAACCUACACCAGUGGUGUCCACUCCGAGUGGGCAGGUGCGAGGCACUGUCCGGUCGGCUCCUGCCAUCUCCAACAAACCCGUCUUCACGUUCCUGGGCAUCCCGUUCGCAGCGCCCCCUGUCGGCGACCUACGCUUCCGUCCUCCCGAGCCCGUUGCACCAUGGGAAGGUGUCAUAGACGCCACCGAAUUCGGUCCCAGUUGCCCCCAAGACCUGGCACGCGUUCACAAAGUACGCGACUUCGUCCCGUUUAUGCUUCCACACGAAAUCGUCAGCGAAGACUGCCUUGUUUUGAACGUCAUGACAACUUCCCUUGACGUUAGUGCUGCCCUGCCGGUGAUGGUUUGGAUCCACGGCGGUUCCUUUGUGUCCGGCACGGGAGCGCUGUACAACUUCACUGCACUUACCGCCUAUCAAGACGUGGUUGUCGUCACCGUCAACUACAGGCUAGGGGCAUUUGGAUUUCUCAGCACAGGAGACGACAACGCGCCGGGGAACUACGCAUUUCUAGACCAGGUCGAGGCAUUGAAGUGGAUCAAGUCAAAUAUCCGGAGCUUUGGUGGCGACCCAGACCGCGUCACGAUAUUCGGAGAAUCAGCUGGAGGCGUUAGUGUAUCCUACCUGGUCAUUUCUCCAACAGCCAAAGGACUUUUUCACCGUGCGAUAUCGCAGAGCGGGACGGCUCUGACGACGCCAACAACCGCCAACCCUCUAGCCGCAGCCACCGCUCAGGCGGAGGAGGUCGGCUGUGGCGGGCAGGACGUCGGGGCCAUGAUGUCCUGUUUGCGGCAGACGCCAUUUCAGGACAUCGUGGACUCUGCAUCCCGGGUCGCACGGAAAUUGGGCGCUUUUGGUUCAGCAGCUUUCAAUCCCGUUGUUGAUGGACGUUUUCUUUACGACCCACCACUGGUUGCGCUGAAUAAGGGGGAGUUUAGCAGAGUAUCGUAUCUGCUUGGCGUUAACAACCAUGAGUUCGGGUACCUGCUACCUUCCCUUCUACUUCCUGUGUUCGGUAACGGGAUGUCACAUGACGUAUGUGCAGACAUAGUGAGACGUCUGCUGGUAGUCGCAACUCAGGCUGAUAACGUUGAUGACACAGUGACAGCUCUGUUAGAGGAGUAUGCGGGUCCAGACGCAUCAGACGACCCUAUGGCCUUGCAGAUGAGGAUCACGCAGAUUGUCGGAGACUUUCUGUUCCUCGUGCCGACAAUUCUAGUCGCCAACAGUCAUGCAGCACGCGGUGAUCGUGUCUAUUUGUACGAGAACCGGCACAGGCCAGCCACGUCCCCGAAACCGGCCUGGGUAGGCUGUGACCACGCAGACGAGCUCGUCAUCGUGACGGGGAUGCCGUUCCUAGGCGAGGACGGGCCCACCUACCCCAGCAAGCCGCUGCCCUUCUCUGAAGAAGACAGGCAGCUUAGUCUGGACAUGAUGACGUACUGGGCCAACUUUGCGAGGACGGGGAAUCCUUCAGACGUCACAGGCAGCCCUUCUGUGAGACCGAACUUGAGCCGGUGGCCAGAAUACACCACUGACUGGGCAGCCUAUCUCCAGUUAUCAGCGACACCGUCUGCCGAUGUGAACCUUAAAGCCAACCUUUAUCAGUUCUGGUAUAAUGUUCUUUUCUAUCAAAAGGCUUCUGAUUCUGCCAAAGACAUCAGUGAAAAGGAAGAGCUGUAGCUUGAGUUGUGCUUUAGUAAGAUGUCGGCUAACACAUGAUGAAAUAUAGCAUAUUUGCCAGCCAUCACAAAAUAUAUUUGGUAAUUGUAGUAAAUAAGAAAAUAAAAAUGAAAAUGAAAGUAUGCAUGCAUGUAUCUUGUGUAAAGAAAGAUGAGUUAAAACUUCGCUAAGUAAAUGCACCAUUGUCCUUGGUUCGGAUGUUAAGACGG
Molecule: messenger RNA, 2103 nt
Organism: Branchiostoma belcheri (Belcher's lancelet)
Lineage: Eukaryota; Metazoa; Chordata; Leptocardii; Amphioxiformes; Branchiostomatidae
Product: carboxylesterase 5A-like
Exons: 10
Coding region: 140-1894 (584 amino acids)
Source: RefSeq, a predicted model, not a curated record